This is a messenger RNA of Hemibagrus wyckioides, 2038 nucleotides long. RefSeq lists its product as uncharacterized. The record is from RefSeq and is a predicted model, not a curated record. Lineage: Eukaryota; Metazoa; Chordata; Actinopteri; Siluriformes; Bagridae. The transcript is spliced from 4 exons. Bases 408 to 914 code for a protein of 168 amino acids. Gene Ontology annotation, biological process: protein ubiquitination. Gene Ontology annotation, molecular function: ubiquitin protein ligase activity.
CCAGGCUGUCACAAGGUCAUCUCCUGCUCCGCUGUGCCACUCUGUAUGUAAUGCAGGAGAUCCCCCACCACUCCUACCAGUCCAUGCAGCCUUUAAAAACACAGUAGGCUGUUGCACAGACAGCAGAACUGGUUCUUCCUCUCACACACACACACAAACACUGAUACUCACUCGAUUGAGCAACCGGCUGGAAGGGAGAGAGAACAAGCACCUGACAGACAGCUGGUAUAGCAGUGCUCUUUCUGCUGGAUGAUCUAAUUAAUCACCGAGUUGCGCCUAUAUAACCGGAAACAUUCUCUAUUGUGGAACAUAUUCCAACGUGACCCUCAUCCAGUUGGGCUGGUGACAUCCUUGAAGGAUCUAAAAAACCCAUUCAUCUACAUUCCUCACACACUGUACCCUGUACCAUGGUGCUGAGUGAAGAUCAUGAGUGUGGUGUUUGCUAUGAGCGCUACUCCCGUAGCAAGCACGUUCCCAGAAUGCUCUUCUGCAACCACACAUUUUGUGGCCCUUGCCUGGAGACAAUGGCCACAGAGCGGAGUGGCAUGCUGAGCAUCAGAUGCCCGCUGUGUCGCCAAGUGUCCUGCGUGCGCCGUGGUCUCACUCUGGAGGAGGCCCUGUGGGUCAACAGCCGCCUGUGGGACCGUAUACCAGAGGCACAAGAGCUGGAAGUAAGGGAGGAGGAUUUGGACAAAGUAUGCAAGGAAGAGAAGAGAAAGAGCGCUGUUGCAGCAUUUCCAGUGCAACUUCAUUGCAGGUUUAGUUUAAUGCCCCAGCAUGACAGACUCAGACUACGACUCCCAGGGUUCCUGAGGAAAAUGAUUGUCCCCAGGCAGUCGCAGGAAAGGAUAGUCCCUGGAUGUAACGUGCGAGGGAAAUUGUGGCGAAGGCUGUCAGGAGAAGAAAUGGCCUGAACUAGGUUAUGCCAGAUGAUGCUGCACUCUUCUUUUGCCAUUGUCAUUGAAGACUACGUUCCACAGGCGUAGUCAGUAGUGUCCUGGAUUACUAAACGAUCAGGAGCUCUCUUGACUGAACUGCGAUUUCCGCAUGAAUGGUUUGACCGGUCUAUCUGUGGGGAUCUUCUCAUUAUCCGUUUCAUCCAUAAUCCUCUACAGCUGCUGCGACGGGAUCUGUUUCAGCUGUUCCAACAUAGACAAUGGGGCAAAGUAGGAAAAGAGAGAGGGUCCCAGAUUGCAAUGAGGUGGAACAGAUGGCCUCCUUAGUUAGACCCCCUUCCUGACUCAAACUGCACCCCAACUCCACACAAACCAUUUAACUUAUUAUUGUUGUUGUUUUUUAUCUCAUUUAUAACUUAUUUUCAAUUAAAUAUUCUUUUCAGUGGGCAUGUCAUUGUUUUUCUUUGCGCUUCCCGUGGCUUUCUGGAGCUGGUUCAGUCAUGUUUUUAGGGAUUGAAUACUUUGUAUUUCCCCUACUGCUGUCUGUUUGGUUAGCUUAAAUUAAUGAUGAAGUGUUUAUGCCAUCUGUGAGGCUUUCUUGGGCCAAACCAGCCCUCCAGAGAUGUUGUGUUAAUGCCAGUGAAAGGGAAAGUUGUUCAGCCAAACCCACUGAGCUCCAGAUCCACUGGCACUUAACUUGCAGUUAAGAUUUAAUUUAUGCCUCUCUGCUCUCUUUUGGCAUGACACUCGGUCUCAACAGAAUCACACAAAGCAAAUGUCACAGGCCUCUUAUCAGAUAGAGUCUGCUUUCGUAUUCACCAGCCUGGCAUUAAUCAUGGCAAAAAUCAGCAUAUGCUGUCUAUCAUUUAAAAAAGAGUUUAUUCACACUUGGUUGCACUUCAUCUCUGACAGAUAUGGAGGCCAGUGUAUAUAAAACAAAUCUAUAUUUUAGGAUUAAUGCCAGUUUACUAGACACCAAAAUAAAAAAUAAGUCAUUAAAACAAGGUAAAAAUAUGAACUACAAAUGGGCCUUGUGAUCCAGGAAUUGUGGUCAAUGUUCUAGAGUUUCUAGCUCUUAAAAAUAAGCAUGUUUAGCAUUAAAGAAUCUGGAUAAUUGAUAUGAUUAAAGUACUAUAUCAAUA